AUGGAGUUGCUAAAAAAGGAAGAGGUCGAAAAUAUAUUUAAAACAAAUAAAGGAAAGGCCGUUUUGGUAGUCUUUGACCAGUCUUCCAAACAGCACCUUCUUCAAGUUCUAACUAGUCUUAGUGAAGAUUUUAAAGAGGUAAAUUUUAAAUCGGCACAUUUCGAAUUGGUGGGAGGUUAUCACAGUUUAUCCAGCAUUCCAUCAGUCUUGUUCUUCGAGGACAACAAGGUGGUGCACGCUUUGGAAGGCUGUAGCACCUCAGUUUUAGUGACCUUCGUGAGAGGAUGGGUGAGUAAAUCGCAGGAGUCGACUCCAGAUAAAAUAAGAAGAUUGCUGAGGGAGAAUCAAGUAUUGCUGUUUAUGAAGGGGGAAAAGAAGGAGCCGUUUUGUAGAUUUAGUAGAGCAGUCGUAGAAAUGUUGAACAGCUCAGGCGUGAAGUUUGAAGGAUAUAACAUAUUCGAAGACCCGGAGCUGAGGGAGGAGCUGAAGGUGUUCUCUAACUGGCCCACAUACCCGCAGCUAUACGUCAACGGGAAGCUGAUAGGAGGGCACGACAUAAUAAAGGAGCUGUACGAGUCGAACACACUGAGAGACGAGAUACCAAAAGAGUGUUUAGUGUAG
Molecule: messenger RNA, 621 nt
Organism: Theileria orientalis strain Shintoku
Lineage: Eukaryota; Apicomplexa; Aconoidasida; Piroplasmida; Theileriidae
Product: glutaredoxin-like protein grla
Exons: 4
Coding region: 1-621 (206 amino acids)
Source: RefSeq, a predicted model, not a curated record